GCUCCAGACGCCGGCGGUACCCGGGCGCGCUCGGCCUGCGGCCCAGCCCCGCGUGCAGCAGCCAUGGCCAUCGCCCACCUGGCCACGGAGUACGUGUUCUCGGACUUCUUGCUGAAGGAGCCCACCGAGCCCAAAUUCAGGGGCCUGCGGCUCGAGCUGGCUGGGGACAAGAUGGUCACGUGCAUCGCGGUGGGGUUGCCGCUGCUGCUCAUCUCUCUGGCCUUCGCGCAGGAAAUCUCUAUAGGUACCCAAAUAAGCUGCUUCUCCCCGAGUUCUUUCUCCUGGCGGCAGGCUGCCUUCGUGGAUUCUUACUGCUGGGCAGCGGUGCAGCAGAAGGGCUCCCUGCAGAGCGAGUCUGGAAACCUCCCACUGUGGCUGCAUAAGUUCUUCCCCUACAUCCUGCUACUGUUUGCCAUCCUCCUGUACCUGCCUCCGCUGUUCUGGCGUCUAGCAGCAGCUCCUCAUAUUUGCUCAGACCUGAAAUUUAUUAUGGAGGAACUUGACAAAGUUUACAACCGCGCCAUUAAGGCUGCAAAGAGUGCCCGUGACCUUGACCUGAGAGAUGGCGCCUACGCAGUUCCAGGUGUCAACGAGAAUACAGGGCAGAGUUUGUGGGAGAUAUCCGAAAGCCACUUCAAGUACCCAAUUGUAGAGCAGUAUUUGAAGACAAAGAAAAACUCCAAUAAUUUAAUCCUCAAGUACAUUAGCUGCCGGCUGGCCACACUCACCAUCAUAGUGUUAGCCUGUAUCUACCUGGGCUAUUACUUUAGCCUGUCUUCACUCUCAGACGAAUUUGUCUGUAGCGUCAAGUCAGGGAUUCUGAAAAAUGACAGCACGGUUCCUGAUCGGUUCCAGUGCAAGCUCAUUGCUGUCGGCGUCUUCCAGCUGCUCAGCUUCAUCAACCUCAUGGUGUACGUUCUGCUCACGCCUGUGGUCGUCUACACGCUGUUUGUUCCAUUCCGGCAGAAGACGGAUGUUCUCAAAGUGUAUGAAAUCCUGCCUACUUUUGAUGUUCUGCAUUUCAAAUCCGAAGGGUACAAUGACUUGAGCCUCUACAACCUUUUCUUGGAAGAGAAUAUAAGUGAACUCAAGUCAUACAAGUGUCUUAAGGUACUGGAGAAUAUUAAAAGCAGUGGUCAGGGGAUCGAUCCAAUGCUGCUCCUGACUAACCUUGGCAUGAUCAAAAUGGAUAUAAUUGACGGCAAAACUCCUGUGUCGGCAGUGACCAAGGGAGAGGAGCCGGGGAGCCGGAAGGCAGAGCUCAAAGAUUUGGACAUACACAGUGAAAGUAAAACCAAUAAUGAAGAGAAGAGUGCUCGACAGAGACUUUUGAAUUCUUCCUGCUGAUUUAGUGUUGAACUCCAAACUCUGGCUUCCGACGCAGGAUGCGUUAUGAUUAAGGCGCUCCAUUGGGUUCACAGUUGGUUUGCAGUAACUGGUUUUGAGUAGUGGUAGUGAGCAUGUCUUACUGAGCCCCUAGUGAACAUACGUCUACGAAAUGUUACGAAGGAGUGGUUAACGUCCUCCAAGAAGCAUGUGGAGAUAACUCAUAGCGACUGCAUUGCACAGAAAUCCACACUGGUGGAAUGCAGGCUCUUCACGCGCAGUGCCGCGCCCUUCAGAGUCUCAGAUAGACAUCGGACAUCAUCACAGGCAGCGUGACCCAGCGCUCACAGAGCACGUACUUCAGGAGAUCUUACAUUGCGAAAUAAUAAGCAUAUCAGGAUAUAAUUCAGUGUGAAUCUCAUGUGCCCUUACUUUUUGGACACGGAAAGCGUUUGGUGGCUCUUCAUGGCCAGGGGUGGGCCUGCGCUUGGCAGGGUCUCACUGGUGUCCCUCUGGCACCUGGCUCUGGUGCCCUUGAGCGCCCCUUCCAGCGUCGGCGCCUCGCCACGCUGCUGCACUCCGCUCUGCAGGCAGCAGGCCUGAGCACUGCUCUGAUUGAAAACUUAGGUAGCAAGAUAUAGUCGGGCGGCAAUUCAGCUCCUACCGUAGUGACUGCAGUGCGAGGAGGAGAGAGCUUCAGAACAAGCCCGGUGGGAAAUUGGAGUCUCCGUUUACAGAAGUUAAUUCAGUCACUUUCAGAGAGACUGUCUACAGUGUGCGCUCAAGACAAACAACAGAAUUUUGCUUAAACAUACUCAGAACACAACAAAGUUUACAGGGAUUAACGCUCGGCUAAAGUGAGUGAGCACCUCAGCGGUGCUUGCCAGGUGCUUGGAGCCAGAACAGCUUAGUAGAUUGUUUAUAUUUAAGCAUAGCUUUUAAAAAUACAUUUUAGGGCUGGCCAAAUAGCUCAGCGGAUUGACAUGCCUGCUUAGGCAGA
Messenger RNA from Octodon degus (degu), 2326 nucleotides. It is a transcript of the gene Panx1, whose product is annotated as pannexin 1. The coding region runs from base 64 to 1347 and encodes 427 amino acids. The transcript has 5 exons. Gene Ontology annotation, biological process: monoatomic cation transport; positive regulation of interleukin-1 production. The record is from RefSeq and is a predicted model, not a curated record. Gene Ontology annotation, molecular function: channel activity. NCBI's taxonomy places the organism in Eukaryota, Metazoa, Chordata, Mammalia, Rodentia, Octodontidae.